Molecule: messenger RNA, 1494 nt
Organism: Plutella xylostella (diamondback moth)
Lineage: Eukaryota; Metazoa; Arthropoda; Insecta; Lepidoptera; Plutellidae
Product: putative G-protein coupled receptor Mth-like 3
Biological process (GO): G protein-coupled receptor signaling pathway; cell surface receptor signaling pathway
Cellular component (GO): membrane
Molecular function (GO): G protein-coupled receptor activity
Source: RefSeq, a predicted model, not a curated record
CAUAAAUCAUUCGCACUUGGCCGGUUCCCCACGAAGCUCGGCUGGUCCCGCGAGCGAGUUGUUUACUUGCGCAGUGACACUGCCCGUGCGCACGCGCGUAUCGCCGCAACGGACUAACAUCGCAUUCCAAAUUCAAAUAUUUCAGUUAAUAACUUAACCUCAUUGCAUUUCAUUUAUUGUAAUAAAUUUGAAGGACAGUGUACUACAGUGAAUGGUUCAAGUUUAGUUGUUUCGUGUUUUUUGGUUUAAUAGUUGAAAAUGAAGGAGCUACUCCUGUUGGUGCUCGGAUGCUAUUCAGCAAUGGCGGCCGCGCCUUGCUGCGACAACUCCGUGCCCAUCAGAGUCGGCGGCUACUGCGGGGACGGGGACCUCAAGAUCAACAUCAAGUGCCCCUUCGGAUAUGUUCCCCUCAAGGACAUCGUGAUCAAAGGCGACCAGCUGUACACCAUGGAUGCUCCUAACUUCAGCUUCGCCUCUGAUCCUAAGGACUACUGCGUGGGCGAGAUGCUCCGCAACAGGUCGGACCCCGCCGCCGGCCGCGUCAGCGUGGCCAUCGUGUGCUUCCAGCAGGAGUACUCCGAGAACAAGGACAUCGAGGUCACCGGCAUCCUCACCCUCGUCUCCGUCGCUUUUCUCGCCCUCACCUUCGCUGUCUACAUGUUCUUGCCGCAGUUGAGGGAUCUGCAAGGAUUGUGCUACAUGUGCCUCUGCCUGAGUAUGGCUCUUGGGUUUUUGUCACUCGGCAUUCUACAGCUAAACCCUAAUUUCACGCAAGAAAUCUGCACAGUCACAGGAUUUCUGGUAUACUUUUGGAUGAUGGCUACAUUCUUCUGGACUAACGUUAUUUGCAUCAACGUUUACAGGACAGUCGUAAACUCGGCCCACUUGAAGAAGACGGAGCGGCGGCAGUACUUCAUCUAUAGCUGCUACGCGUGGGGCUGCACCUUCCUGUUCCUGGUGGUGUCCCUCAUCACCAACUUCAUCGAGGGAGACCACCUCAAGCCCGGUAUCGGGGUCAACAGCUGCUGGUUCAAGGACCGCACGACGACGUGGGUGUUCUUCUACGGGCCGGUCGCCAUUCUGCUCACCGCGAAUGUGGCGCUGUUUGUACUCUCAUCACUCAGCUUGUGGAAGCACACCAGAAAAUACGAGGUCUCCAAACUCAACAAUCUCAAAUACAGAUUCCUUCUGUCGCUGAAGCUGCUGCUGGUGAUGGGCAUCUCGUGGGUGUUCGAGAUCGCCAGCUUCGCGCAUGGAGAGUCUCAUAUUGUUUGGAAAAUCAUGGACACGUUCAACUGCCUCCAAGGCGUGGUCAUCUUCCUGAUCCUGGUGGUGCUGCGUCGCCGCGCCGUGCGGGGCCUGGCCGCCGCCAACCUCUGUCUGCCGGUGACCAGGGGCCUGGCCGACAAGCUCAGCCCGCACGACGACUCCGACGACCAGCAAAUCUUGGGUGACGAGCAUACGGAAGUCAGGCUCAACUGAUAAGCUACCGUA